UGAUAUGUGGUUGUCAAAUCGUGAACGGGUGCUAGGAGCGGAGAGAAAUGUUUUUGAAGUUUGCAUCCAGUAUCUGUCGGGUUUGUUUAGGUCCUGAUGCGAAAAUCGGAUUGUUUGGCGAAGACGGAAAUGACCACAAAUUUAAAAGUACCACAAAUUUACAGAUUUUUGAAGAUGAUGGUCUGCCAUCAUCGCUUUGCGGAAAUUGUUCGGAGCGCUUGAAUUCAGCAUAUGAGUUCCAACAACAGAGUAUGGCAUCUGAUGUACACCUGCGCACAUUCGUUCACACUGUGAAUACCAAGUUCGCGUCUGAAAUAGGAAACUUCCAACAGAAUAGUCAGCAAAAUAGGGGAGAUUCGAUGAUUUCGGAACAUACAAUUCACAGUACAAACGAUGAAAGGGAAUGUGAAGACGACCCAAAUAAACAGCGAACGAUGUUGGAAAUAGAAGUACUGCCCGAAAAUCUUGCAGAUAACACAAAAAUGGGAAAUGAGGACGAAAGCGAAGUUAUCACCCUUAAUUACACAUACGUUGAGCCUUUAGUAGAGCAAUCCUGUGAAGAGGCAGAAAACAAGGAAGAAAUGUACGUUGAAAAGUCUGCGAAUUUUUCCGAGGGCAAUAACGAAGAGGAAGAUUUCCUAGAUGAAACAAUACGACCACAUCCCUCCGAUGCUACCCUCUGCCAUAUAUGCAAUAAAACUUUCUCUAGUCGGACGAAUUUAACUCGUCAUAUCCUAACACAUUCAGAUGCUAAACCGUUUCAAUGCUCGGUAUGUCAGAGCGCAUUUACUCAGAAAGGAUCGCUAAAGCAGCACAUGCUACGACAUACAGGGGAAAAACCCCAUACAUGCACUAUGUGUGGGAGGGGAUUUAGUCGAAAGAGAUUGCUCAGCAUGCAUCAAAGGAUUCAUACUGGCGAAAAGCCGUUCCGCUGUGAAGAUUGCAAUCUGUGUUUCACUGUAAAGGAAGGAUUACGGCGUCAUAACAUACGUAAGCAUUCUAGCUAUCGAGGGCAAAUCUACACGUGUGAAAUAUGCGAUAAAAAACUGCAUUCGAAGUACACUUUCCGAAAUCAUAUGUUUUUGCACAAUAAGGAAGGCAAAAACAAAAUAAGUUGCAAGUAUUGCUGCAAAUCUUUUGGUACAAAACAAUCGCUGCAAACACAUUUGCGAAUCCAUGACGAAUCCGCUCAUCAGAGAGAGGAGCUUUCUGCGAAUAACGAAACAGAAGCAGAACCAGACGUUAUCGAUUCAGACCAAGAGGGUAGCGAGUCUGAAGACAGUUUCCUUUGUGAAGAAUGCAACGAGGUUUUUAUAAGCAGGGAGGAAUUUCUGAAUCACCUAAAAAUGCAUCAGACACUCGAACAAAUGACUGUGUCGGAAAUUGUUUUGACAUUUGGUUCUGUGAAGUGGCGGACUGAUUUGUCUGACUUAUAUGGGUUGUUUACAGAUAAAAUUCUAGUGAAAAUGAAUUUAAAAGUGGACGUUAAUUUGUGCCGAGCUUGCUUGGGCUCGGAAUUGAUUGCCGUGCUGGAUGACCAAAAAGAUUUGAUACAAAAAUUCCAGCACACAACUCAAUUGACGAUUGAAAGCAAUGAUCCAUUUAAUUUAUGUAAACGGUGCGUGACACGUCUGAAAGUUGCUUACGACUUUCGCCGUGAAUGCUUGGUUUCUGCUUCUUAUUUUGAGCAUCUGCGAGCAUGUAUUAACAAAAUGAAUGCAGAAUUGGAAGAAGUAGUGAAUUCUGCGGUGACAACAAAGAUGGCUUUUGCCAACGAUGAAAUGAAACUGUUACUCGAAGCUGGAUACAAACCUGACGAUAUUGUUGUUGUAUUUGAAGAACCGAAUUCUACACAAACUAAGAGCGAACAAGUCACUCAAGAGUCAGCAGGAAAUGUAGGUGAAAAGCAACAAGUUUGUGAAAUUGUUGAUACGGUGGGCUUUAUUAGUAAAGAAGAAGACGACGAUGAGGAACACCAUUAUGAAGAAGAUUUUCAUAUGGAGGAAGUUGGCUCGAUGUCUCCUAAGCCUGAAUGUAUUGAAUACAUUGAAACUGUAAAAUCAUCUUACAUGUGUUUAGAAUGUAAUAAGGAGUUCAGUACAAAGGAAGCUUUAACGAAUCAUAUGGCAACACAUGAUGAAAAUGUUAACCCAUUAGAAAAUAGUAGUUGCGAAGGGAAGUUACCUGAGAAAGAUAAUAUGGAGGCUCAAAUUCUUGCCGAAACUGUUCAGAGUGAAUAUAUGUGUGACGUUUGUGGCAAGGCUUAUGAAAAUGAAGAUUCUCUAGCCUGCCAUAUGGAAACGCAUCAGGACAAAACAGCACACGAAUGUGAAAUAUGUAAAAAAAAAUUCAGUUCAAAGGAUAAACUGAUGCAACACUUGACCAUACAUUCUCGCAGUCAACCGUAUAAGUGCAAGGUUUGCGACAAAUAUUUUAUCCAAAGCUAUUCUCUUGUUUAUCAUAUGAGAACCCAUACAGGAGAAAGACCAUUUGCGUGCGAUAAAUGUGGAGCCAGCUUUCGUCAAAAAGGUAGUCUAAAGCAACAUAUAUUAAUUCAUACGGGUGAGCGGCCUUACAAGUGCAGUGUUUGCGAUCGAGGAUUUACACAGAGCCAUUCGCUCACCUUUCAUAUGAGACGCCACACAGGAGAAAAACCGUUUAUAUGUGAUAAGUGCGGAAACCGUUUUCGUCAAAAGGAAGCACUGAAGCACCAUAUGCGAGUUCAUAUGGAAGGCAGAAUUACCCGAGCUCGUAAAAUUCAACCCAGCAGUGACAAAUGUUUUACAUGCGAGUUAUGUGGCGCAGUUUUUAAUCGUUUGGCUAUUUUGAAACAACACAUGUAUAUCCAUACGGGGGAACGACCUUAUACUUGUGAUGUAUGUGGUAGAGGUUUUACGCAAAGUCACUCUCUUACUUUCCAUGCUAGACGACAUACAGGCGAGAAACCAUUUACAUGUGAAAAAUGUGGUGCAAUGUUUCGUCAUUCAAUUGGAUUGAAGCGACAUUUAUUUUCAAAACACUCAGAUGUAACUACACCAGUUCGUCAAACAGUGUUUUCAUGUGAAAUUUGUGACGAAAAGUUUUCAUCGAAAGAAAAACUAGAUGAACAUGCGCAGCACCAUUUGGAUGGAGAACCUGAAAUGGAAUCAAAUCAAGCAGAACAAAAUGGAGAAGAAGAAAACGACAAGGAAGAAGCCGAAUUUAGCAAGGAAUCACUCCAAAUUGAAUGCCUGGAUGAGCAAAUGGAAGACGUAAACCCGUUAGCUGAAGUAGAGGCAAAACCAGAAAUUCAUCUAUAUUCCUGUACACAAUGUGAUGCUGGAUUCGAUACACAAGGAAUGUUCACAAAACAUAUGCAAGAACACGAUGUAAAACCAUAUACUUGUGAUGUAUGUGGAAAUGGCUUUACACAGAAUGGUUCUUUGAAGCAGCAUAUGUUUAUUCACACGGGGGAACGUCCGUACAAAUGUGAUAUUUGCGGAAGAGGGUUCACCCAAAGCAAAUCUCUCACAUUUCACAUGAGGCGACAUACAGGCGAGAAACCAUUUCAGUGUGAGCAAUGUGAUUUGAGUUUUCGUGUAAGGGAUGCGUUGAAGCGCCAUAUCCAAAUGCAUCAUUCUGGUCAGUCUGCUAAAGUGCACAUUUGCUCAAUAUGUCAAAGUGUCCUAAAAUCGAAACCUUCUUUGGUUGCUCACAUGAAGAAACAUCUAGAACAAAAUUCAGAAAUAAAAUGCGGUGUAUGUGAAAAGGUUUUCUCGAAUCGAUGCUCACUGGAUGAGCAUGCCAGAGUGCAUACAGGAGAAAAACCAUUUCGAUGCGAUGAAUGCGGUAAGGAGUUCACGCGGCGCUCAUCAUAUCGACGACACCAAAAAUGGCAUCAGGAGAAAAAGUAAUGACUACGUGAUUGAAUGAGUGAGUGUGGUUACUGUAGGUAUAACAUUAGGAAAUGAUAAUAAUGCCACUCUCUAUAUUUUAUUAAUCUGUAUGUUUUUCGUAAAGGAGUCAAUGAAGUGCGGCAUUUUAAUUGCUCUGAGCCGAACUACUGUAAAUAGCGCCAGAAUUGGUUUCUUAUUUAGAUGAUUAUGUUGAACAUUUUAGCAUCUUUUUUUUAUUAGUGACCAAAAAAGGAAUAAUCCUCUAUGAGGACUGUUUUACAAAUAAUUUUAAAAAAACGAGGAUUCUCGUGUCAUAGAUUUUAAUUUAGUAAACGUAGGAAAUAAAGAGAUAUG
Hermetia illucens (black soldier fly) is the source of this 4229-nucleotide messenger RNA. Its product is annotated as zinc finger protein 347-like. The record is from RefSeq and is a predicted model, not a curated record. Gene Ontology annotation, molecular function: zinc ion binding; RNA polymerase II transcription regulatory region sequence-specific DNA binding; DNA-binding transcription factor activity, RNA polymerase II-specific. The coding region runs from base 48 to 3893 and encodes 1281 amino acids. Gene Ontology annotation, cellular component: nucleus. Lineage: Eukaryota; Metazoa; Arthropoda; Insecta; Diptera; Stratiomyidae. The transcript has 12 exons. Gene Ontology annotation, biological process: regulation of transcription by RNA polymerase II.